Molecule: messenger RNA, 435 nt
Organism: Phycomyces blakesleeanus NRRL 1555(-)
Lineage: Eukaryota; Fungi; Mucoromycota; Mucoromycetes; Mucorales; Phycomycetaceae
Exons: 1
Source: RefSeq, a predicted model, not a curated record
CUUUCUCUCUUUCUCCGCCUUUCUCUCUCUCUCUCUAUCGGCCUAUCUCUCUCUUUCCGCCUAUCUCUCUCUUUCUGCCUAUCUCUCUCUUUCCGCCUAUCUCUCUCUUUCCGCCUCUCUCUCUACGUCUUUCUCUCUCUUGGCCUUUCUCUCUCUUUCUGCCUUUCUCUCUCUUUCCGCCUCUCUCUCUCUACGUCUUUCUCUCUCUUGGCCUUUCUCUCUUUCUCCGCCUUUCUCUCUCUCUACGUCUUUCUCUCUCUUGGCAUUUCUCUCUUUCUCCGCCUUUCUCUCUCUCUAUUGGCCUAUCUCUCUCUUUCCGCCUCUCUCUCUCUACGUCUUUCUCUCUCUUGGCCUUUCUCUCUUUCUCCACCUUUCUCUCUCUCUAUCGGCCUAUCUCUCUCUUUAUGCCUUUCUCUCUCUAUGCCUUUCUCUCUU